Penicillium lagena is the source of this 678-nucleotide messenger RNA. RefSeq lists its product as uncharacterized. Lineage: Eukaryota; Fungi; Ascomycota; Eurotiomycetes; Eurotiales; Aspergillaceae. The coding region runs from base 1 to 678 and encodes 225 amino acids. The record is from RefSeq and is a predicted model, not a curated record. The transcript is spliced from 2 exons.
AUGUCCAUUUCUACCGCCAUUCAACGCGCGCUCCUUUUCCCACUUCGAUGGAAACAAAGAUUGUCAACGUCUAAUACAAAAGAGAAGGAGAUCGAGUUCUUCGACGAUAAUAGCGACCAUGCCGACAUGAACUUCGAUAGUCGUGAUAUUCAGACCAGCAGCCCUGCCCUAGAAUGUGAUGUCUCCAACACCGCGCAUCUAGCGGUGAAAUCGGGACUCGGCACGAACACGGGCCUCUUUCCAGGCAUAGACAAUUUCAAGCACAUUGAGUUGGAUGUCAACUCAAUCCCAGAAGAGGAGGGUGAUUUUGAGGAUAAAUCACAAUCGCUACCACCUGGCAUCAACCUCGAUCCGUCAGCUCGGUCCCGGCUAUUUCGCGCUGUCAGUUGGGCAAAUAUCGUCCGAAGCCAAUACCGCUGGACACAGGAGCAAGAGCAGCAGUUGAAACUUGCUAUGAAAGAGCUUACUCGGUGCCAGAAAGCAUGGAACUCAGAGCAGGAGCUAUGGCUAACACAAAUUCCAAAUACUGAUGACUAUUUUACCAACCCGGCUAAGGUCCAAGCUUUGAGUGAUGAGAAAAAAGCCCACCAAUGCUUUCUCCUUAUGCGCAAUAGACAGCAGGAUGAUGAGCGGCAUCAAUUUCGCAAGUCGUGGAGGAAGCGCGUAUCGGUACAUUAA